Beauveria bassiana ARSEF 2860 is the source of this 1302-nucleotide messenger RNA. RefSeq names its product LYAR-type C2HC zinc finger protein. Gene Ontology annotation, molecular function: DNA binding. Gene Ontology annotation, cellular component: nucleolus. The transcript has 3 exons. Bases 1 to 1302 code for a protein of 433 amino acids. NCBI's taxonomy places the organism in Eukaryota, Fungi, Ascomycota, Sordariomycetes, Hypocreales, Cordycipitaceae. Gene Ontology annotation, biological process: rRNA processing; negative regulation of transcription by RNA polymerase II. The record is from RefSeq and is a predicted model, not a curated record.
AUGGUAUCCUUUUCGUGCGAGGAGUGCGGCGAUAUUCUCACCAAGAAGAAGCUCGACCCUCACCGCAACCGCUGCCACGGUGCUACCUUUACAUGUAUUGAUUGCAUGGUCCACUUUCCUGGCGUCCAGUACCGCUCUCACACUUCUUGCAUGACCGAAGACCAAAAGUACCAGGGAGCUUUGUACAGAGAAAAGUCCAACAAGAAGAACAACAACAACAACAACAACAACAGUCAGGCUCAAGCCCACAACACCGCAUCCAAACACGACAGCAACCCGCAACCCGCCAAAAAGACAAAGAUGAUGGCUCAUCAACCAUAUGUUCAGGACGUCCCCGACGAAGCUAGCUUGCCAACCUGGGCCGCCUACGAGGGCCAGACCGAGGACGAGCGUUCUCCCGUGGACCCUCUCCCCGAGGCGCCGACCCCUCCCCCUGCCAUGAGAGAGCAGGCUUUCAACGUCUUCGAUUACCUCGUCGCCACCGGCCAGACUCCCAAUGCUUCAAACAUCGACCUCGUCAAAGACAUACCCGCCGAAAACGACAGCACCACAUUCGUACGAUACGAAGUUGAUGCCGACAAGUACCUUGUUGGUGACGAGCACCUCAUCCAGUACGGCAGCGGACCCGUUCCUACCGAUGCUUACGUUACACCUGGCCCCAAGGCAGAACGCCGUCGGACCAAAGACGGCGACAAGAAGGACAAGAAGCGCAAGCGCAUGCACAUUGAUGUUGCUGGCGACGAGGAGAUGACGGAUGCUCCCCCUGUGCUUCACUCCGGCCUGACCGGCAACCUCAAAAGCCUGAUGCGCUUCCCGCCUUCUCCCGACUACUCUGGUGACGCUGCCGAACCUACUCCUGCUAGUCCCCUGAAGAAGAGCAAGCACGCCAAGCACGGAAAGAACAGCCAUGGCCUUUUGGAAAUGUUUGGUGGUGGUUCCAAAAAGUCCAAAAAGUCCAAGGACAAGGACAAGGACAAGAAGCGUCACCAUCGUCGCUCCAAUAGCCCGAAGAGUCCCAAGAAGCUCGAGUUCAACAACAAGAACGCCACCAAGGCAGAGGGCGAGGGCCAGAUGGUUCUCUUCAAGCCCCGUGCUGACAUGUUGCUCGAAUUUGUCAACAAGGGCCCUGAAAGUGACCGCGGCUGCAGCAUGCACAAAGCCCUGAAGCGAUACCACCGCCAACGUCAGUCGUCCGGCGACACCAUCUCCAAGGGCAAGGACGAGAAGGAGCUUUGGCGAUCCCUGCGUCUGCGCAGAAAUGAUCGUGGCGAGAUUGUGGUCUUUGCCCUCGAUGAGGAGUAA